UGAGGACAGCCAUUUGGGGAAUGAGGAGUAAGGUAGAUUUGUACAGAAUGGAUAGUCUGCCUGACAGGGUAAGCGUAAUAAUCCACAAAAGGUAAGCGUAAUAAUCCUUAAGGCCUGGUAAAAUGUGGCUUCUUUUCCUUUUAGGUGUUACCUGCAUUCAUGUCCAGAAAGGAAUGACUCUUCAAACCCUAACUCUAGGAUUAGAGACAUUUGCAAAGGUCCAACCAGGAUCCUAAGGUCCAGCCCUGUGGGGAUGAAUCUCAUUUGAGUCAUAAAACAGAAAAGAGGGCAGGAAGACAUUUUCAGGUGUAUUUGUAAAUUAUUAAAGCAUAUUUGUGUAUGACAGAAUAGAUCUUUCCCACAGUGAGGUUGUUUCUAUUUAUGUAAUAGGUGAAUUGGGUUGGCUGUCCUGAAGUUUGCCAAGACCAGGAUGUGAGGCAUUAGAGUGUAUUGGGCUGUGCCCUGUAAAGUUGUGGCAAACCCAAGGCUUCCAUCCCUGUGUUUGCUCCAUCCCUUGCCCCCUUUCCUGAAGCCUGCCAUGGUAAAGGGCACAAGGAAACUUCCACUGACCCCAUAUAGAAGGGUGCAUUAUCCUGCACAUUUCCUUCCAAGGAACAAAUACUUGUUUGGGGGUAGAACAAAUACUUGUUUUUAACUGAGUGGAAAAUUAGGCCAUUUUAAAAGGAGCCCAUCAAUUUGAGACUGGUGGCUUCGGUCACGUGGCGGAAGUGGCCUUGUUUGCGCCUAGUGAUGACGUCGCCGCAAUGCCCCGAGGAGGGAUUGGCCAAGGCCGGGCUCUGAGUGAUGAGGCUCCCCUCUCGAGAGCAAGGCGGAAGUGUGGGGUGGAGGCGGGAGAGGCGAGGAUCGCGAUGAGUGGUCUCGGCAUGCUCUUCGGGAGAGGGAAGAAGGAGAAGGGGCCAACCCCUGAAGAGGCAAUACAGAAACUGAAGGAGACGGAGAAGAUACUGAUCAAGAAACAGGAGUUUCUGGAGCAAAAAAUUCAACAGGAGCUACAGACAGCCAAGAAACAUGGGACCAAGAAUAAGAGAGCUGCCCUGCAGGCUUUGCGGAGGAAAAAAAGAUUGGAACAGCAGCUGGCACAAACCGAUGGGACACUGUCCACCCUGGAGUUUCAGCGUGAAGCCAUUGAGAAUGCCACUACCAAUACAGAAGUGCUUCGCACCAUGGAGCUUGCUGCGCGAGGCAUGAAGAAGGCCUACCAGGAUAUGGACAUUGACAAGGUAGAUGAACUGAUGGCAGACAUCACAGAACAACAGGAGAUAGCCCAGCAGAUCUCAGAUGCCAUAUCUCGGCCUGUGGGCUUUGGAGAUGAUGUGGAUGAGGAUGAACUGUUGGAGGAGCUAGAGGAGCUGGAGCAGGAGGAAUUGGCCCGAGAGUUGUUAAAUGUGGAUGACAAGAAGGAAGAACCCCCAGUCGAACUGCCCAGUGUACCCUCUACCCAUCUGCCUGCCGAGCCAGGUCCCGCUGCCACAAGGAUGAGAAUCCUAGGGCACCCUCGAAGUUGGAGCUGCCUGUGGUUGCCAGUCCUGCUGCUGCUCUUGGGCACAGGCCGUCAGCCAGGAGUGGAAGGCGUGACACACUACAAGGCCGGCGACCCCGUCAUUCUCUAUGUCAACAAAGUAGGACCCUACCAUAACCCGCAGGAGACUUACCACUACUACCAGCUUCCAGUCUGCUGCCCUGAGAAGAUACGUCACAAAAGCCUUAGCCUGGGUGAAGUGCUGGAUGGGGAUCGCAUGGCCGAGUCUUUGUACGAGAUCCGCUUUCGGGAGAAUGUGGAGAAGCGAAUUCUGUGCCACAUGCAGCUCAGUUCUGCUCAGGUGGAGCAGCUGCGUCAGGCCAUUGAGGAACUGUACUACUUUGAAUUUGUGUUAGAUGACUUGCCAAUCCGUGGCUUUGUGGGCUACAUGGAGGAGAGUGGCUUCCUACCACAUAGCCACAAGAUAGGACUCUGGACCCAUUUGGACUUCCACCUAGAAUUCCAUGGAGAUCGAAUUAUAUUUGCCAAUGUCUCAGUGCGGGACGUGAAGCCCCACAGCUUGGAUGGUUUACGGCCUGACGAGUCCCUAGGCCUCACGCACACUUACAGUGUGCGCUGGUCAGAGACAUCAGUGGAGCGUCGGAGUGACAGGCGCCGGGGUGAUGAUGGUGGUUUCUUUCCCCGAACACUGGAAAUCCACUGGUUGUCUAUCAUCAACUCCAUGGUGCUUGUGUUUUUAUUGGUGGGUUUUGUGGCUGUCAUUCUUAUGCGUGUGCUUCGUAAUGACCUGGCUCGGUACAACUUGGAUGAGGAGACGACCCCUGGAGGUUCUGGUGAUGACUUUGACCAGGGUGACAAUGGCUGGAAAAUUAUCCAUACGGAUGUCUUCCGCUUCCCUCCAUACCGUGGUCUGCUCUGUGCUGUGCUUGGCGUGGGUGCCCAAUUCCUGGCCCUUGGCACUGGCAUUAUUGUCAUGGCGCUGCUGGGCAUGUUCAACGUGCACCGCCACGGGGCCAUUAACUCGGCGGCCAUCUUGUUGUACGCCCUGACCUGCUGCAUCUCUGGCUACGUGUCCAGCCACUUCUACCGGCAGAUUGGAGGCGAGCGAUGGGUGUGGAACAUCAUUCUCACCACCAGUCUCUUCUCUGUGCCUUUCUUCCUGACAUGGAGUGUGGUAAAUUCAGUGCAUUGGGCCAACGGUUCGACACAGGCUCUGCCAGCCACCACUAUCCUGCUGCUCCUGACGGUUUGGCUGCUGGUGGGCUUUCCCCUCACUGUCAUUGGAGGCAUUUUUGGGAAGAACAACGCUAGCCCCUUUGAUGCACCUUGUCGCACCAAGAACAUUGCCCGGGAGAUCCCUCCCCAGCCCUGGUACAAGUCCACUCUCAUCCACAUGACUGUUGGAGGCUUCUUGCCUUUCAGUGCCAUCUCUGUGGAGCUGUACUACAUCUUUGCCACAGUAUGGGGUCGGGAGCAGUAUACAUUGUACGGCAUCCUCUUCUUCGUCUUCGCCAUCCUGCUGAGUGUGGGGGCUUGCAUCUCCAUUGCACUCACCUACUUCCAGUUGUCCGGGGAGGAUUACCGCUGGUGGUGGCGAUCUGUGCUGAGUGUUGGCUCCACAGGGCUCUUCAUCUUCCUCUACUCGGUUUUCUACUAUGCCCGGCGCUCCAACAUGUCAGGGCCAGUACAGACAGUAGAGUUCUUUGGCUACUCCUUACUCACUGGUUACGUCUUCUUCCUCAUGUUGGGCACCAUCUCCUUUUUUUCUUCCCUAAAGUUCAUCCGUUAUAUCUAUGUUAACCUCAAGAUGGACUGAGUUCUGGGUGGCAGAACUAUUGCUCUUCUCUCCUAAGCCCUUUCUUCACACCCCACUGAUCUUUUCUACCAGCUUCUCUUCUGACCGAGUGAGUGAACUAUGUGAUGACAUUAUCGCCUUCCCCUUUGCCCUCUGGGCCUCCCUUCCCCAGAGAGGGCCUGGAUAUGCUAAAUCUCUAUUAUAUAAGGAGUAUAUAUUUGAACUUUUUAAGUUGCCUUUAGUUUUGGUCCUGAUUUUUCUUUUUACCAGUAUCAAAAUAAAAUUUAUUAAGAAAAUGGA
Molecule: messenger RNA, 3596 nt
Organism: Choloepus didactylus (southern two-toed sloth)
Lineage: Eukaryota; Metazoa; Chordata; Mammalia; Pilosa; Megalonychidae
Product: transmembrane 9 superfamily member 1
Exons: 10
Coding region: 765-3317 (850 amino acids)
Biological process (GO): late endosome to vacuole transport via multivesicular body sorting pathway; vesicle budding from membrane; protein localization to membrane
Cellular component (GO): membrane; ESCRT III complex; cytoplasmic side of plasma membrane
Source: RefSeq, a predicted model, not a curated record